AAAUCCUACGUCAUUCAUUUAAUUUGUUUUUGUCCGUCAUUGUCAUUUGUAUCAUGCUGAAAUAGCUGAAUUAAUAUUUUUGUAUUAAAAACAUACACGCGCAGUAAUUCCAGUAUUGUUUUUAUUGAAAAACUCCAUAAUGAAAAUAGUAGUGAAAAAAUUACAAGGCGGGGAAUGUACCUUAGAGGUACAACCAGCAACGUAUAUAUCUGAAAUUAAACAGAUGAUCUCCGAAAAACUAGAUAUACCGGUUGAAGAACAGAAAUUGCUAUUGCUGGGUCGCACACUUGUGGACGAACAGACAGUGGAAGGGUACCCUACAAUAAAAGACGGUACUAAAUUAAACCUAGUAGUUAAGAAGCCUGACGGUCUGUUUGAGAUUUCCUUGAAGCAUUUUAAGAGAGUCGGCUUGUCAGACGCAGACGCGACGGGUGCCGCCAAACGUCUUUUAAAAAUCAUUGAAGACAAGUUCUCCAAGUUGUCAUGGGAUGAUGUGGAAAGGUUAUCAUUAGACUGUUUGAUAGAUGAAACUGGUCAGAGCCAAAGCCCUCCUAUCAAACUUGAGCCAGACAGUGAUGAUGUUUACAGUUUGUGAAUAUAGACUUUAAUAAAUCUUUCAUAACAUUUUAUUAGAAUUUUACAAUAUUUAAAUUCAAAUUUUGUAAGUUUUUCAGCUGUAGGUGGUUCUGCUAAAUACAUAAUUUUAAGAGAUCUAGAAAUAGAUGUAUGUUUAUUGUGUAAGAUUUUAAUUUCUUUUAUCAUUGGAUUCUGGGAUAUUUAAAAAAUAAUACUUACAGUAUUCAGUUGAUUCAUAUUGUAGAAUUUAUUUUAAUGUCAUGGUAGUUGCAUUCAUUAGUUGACUAGGAAUUAUUAAUAAUUAUUGUGUCAUGUCAAAUCAAAUUGUCUUACCACUAAAAUAUGUAGAACAAUAAGAGUGAAAUAGAUUUUAUUAAUUGUUUACUGUAUGAAACCUGUUACUUAGGUCAAUUAAAAUUGUUAAUGUGUACCUACAUGUAAUAUUUACCUAUAGAAUUUAAAUGUCUGAUGAAUACACUGCACUCUAAGUCUUUAAUAGCCAAUAAAUCUCCAGUCUUCUUUUAGAGUCCUGCACAAGCCCUUAUCAAUGUAAAGCAAAUAAAACAACAGUUUUAAU
Trichoplusia ni (cabbage looper) is the source of this 1153-nucleotide messenger RNA. Its product is annotated as ubiquitin-like protein 4A. The coding region runs from base 140 to 595 and encodes 151 amino acids. Lineage: Eukaryota; Metazoa; Arthropoda; Insecta; Lepidoptera; Noctuidae. Gene Ontology annotation, biological process: post-translational protein targeting to endoplasmic reticulum membrane. The record is from RefSeq and is a predicted model, not a curated record. Gene Ontology annotation, molecular function: protein binding. The transcript has 2 exons.